Messenger RNA from Cuculus canorus (common cuckoo), 2338 nucleotides. It is a transcript of the gene ACTR2, whose product is annotated as actin related protein 2. The coding region runs from base 88 to 1287 and encodes 399 amino acids. Gene Ontology annotation, molecular function: actin filament binding. The transcript is spliced from 10 exons. The record is from RefSeq and is a predicted model, not a curated record. Lineage: Eukaryota; Metazoa; Chordata; Aves; Cuculiformes; Cuculidae. Gene Ontology annotation, biological process: Arp2/3 complex-mediated actin nucleation. Gene Ontology annotation, cellular component: actin cortical patch; Arp2/3 protein complex.
CGGCGGUCCCGGGGCGGCGGGGGAGGUCGGGGCGGCGGCAGGGCCGGGCGUGUCGGUGAGGGGCGGCGGCGGCGGCGGCUUGCAGGGAUGGACACGCUGGGCAGGAAGGUGGUGGUGUGCGACAACGGCACCGGGUUUGUGAAAUGUGGCUAUGCAGGCUCAAAUUUUCCAGAGCACAUUUUUCCAGCUUUAGUUGGAAGACCCAUUAUAAGAUCAACUGCCAAAGUGGGAAACAUUGAAAUCAAGAAUAACAAAAAGAUGGAUCUCAUGGUUGGUGAUGAAGCAAGUGAAUUACGCUCAAUGCUGGAAGUGAAUUAUCCAAUGGAGAAUGGCAUAGUUCGGAACUGGGAUGAUAUGAAACACCUCUGGGAUUAUACGUUUGGACCAGAAAAACUUAAUAUUGACACAAAAAAUUGUAAAAUACUACUCACAGAACCUCCCAUGAAUCCAACUAAAAACAGGGAGAAGAUUGUGGAGGUUAUGUUUGAGACAUACCAGUUUUCUGGGGUGUAUGUAGCCAUUCAGGCUGUUCUUACUUUGUACGCUCAAGGUUUGUUGACUGGUGUUGUUGUGGACUCUGGAGACGGUGUAACUCAUAUUUGUCCAGUUUAUGAAGGUUUCUCUCUCCCUCAUCUCACCAGACGGUUAGAUAUCGCUGGGAGGGAUAUCACUAGGUACCUCAUUAAGCUCCUCUUACUGCGAGGAUAUGCUUUCAACCAUUCUGCUGAUUUUGAGACUGUUCGUAUGAUCAAGGAAAAGCUGUGUUAUGUGGGAUACAACAUUGAACAGGAGCAGAAACUGGCAUUAGAGACCACAGUACUAGUUGAAUCCUACACGCUCCCAGAUGGCAGGAUUAUCAAAGUUGGUGGAGAACGGUUUGAGGCACCAGAGGCUCUCUUCCAGCCUCACUUAAUCAACGUAGAGGGGGUUGGAGUGGCUGAAUUGCUAUUUAACACCAUCCAGGCUGCCGACAUUGAUACCAGGUCUGAAUUCUACAAGCACAUUGUGCUGUCUGGAGGGUCCACCAUGUACCCUGGGUUGCCUUCACGACUGGAGCGAGAACUUAAGCAGCUCUAUCUGGAACGAGUUCUUAAAGGAGAUGUGGAAAAACUCUCGAAAUUUAAGAUCCGAAUUGAAGAUCCACCUCGUCGAAAGCACAUGGUGUUUUUGGGUGGCGCAGUCCUAGCAGACAUCAUGAAAGACAAAGACAACUUCUGGAUGACCCGACAAGAAUACCAAGAAAAGGGAGUGCGUGUGCUAGAGAAGCUUGGUGUGACUGUUCGAUAAAUCCGAAAGCUUGUUCCCAUCACAUGUCUAAAGGUUUUUUUCUUUCAUUGCCAAUCUGUGAACUCACUCAGCGCCAUGCUAUGGAAAGGCCUGUCUAUGGCCUUUUGACCCAAAGGUCAGGUUUUGUUCUGGUUUCUUGGGGUAACUUUUGUUAAAUGUUUCUUAAUGUGGCUAAAUUUGACGAUUAAAUUUGACCACUUCCCUGCAAACAAAACAGAGCAAGAGCAGCCUGUCUACUUCAUUGUUCCUUCCCAGUAGGCAACUGGAUAACUCUGGUGGGCUUUUUCUUCUGGGUUUAUUGCUGUAGUACUGCUAGCUUUUGUCUCUAGUUCACAAGGGGUUGUGUGCCUUUUUUAGCAUAAGAAAACCUUUCAACAGGAGUUUUUGCUAUUGGUGGUUAUCUUUGCAUCUUUUUGCCUCUCUCUACAUUAAAACUGUGGGUUUUUUUUCUUUCCUGCAAUUAGGAAUUUGAUUAAACAUUGUUAGAAACUAGUUUAACUAGCUGGAAUGGCUUUAACACACUGUUUCAAUGUAAUGUGGUUCCUACGCACUGCUGCCUAAACUGGCUUCUGAGGUGGUUUAUCCUUACAGGUGAUGGUGGGGCUUUCAUGCUGUAUUUCUCAAAGUCAGCAUGUACACAGUUGCCACAAACGGAGAAACACCUGAUAUUCUGGCAAAUGUAAAUUUGUGGCCUUAAAUGUCUUUUUUCUGGAGGGACGAGACAGGUUUGGGCUGUGUUGCUUUUCUGUUUAAGGGACAGCUGGGGGUCAGUCUGACCAGAAAUGCCUCUUUUUAUAGCUGAAGUUUGGUACUGUGUUGUCUCAGCAUGGGGAGUAAGAAUGUUAAAUUAGCUAUUCUGUAAUUGUUGAGAAGCUUAGAUGUGCUGAGACAGGAGCCUCGAAGCUUCUAAAGAGAUUUAAAACUUUCAGAAAUGCUUGUGAAAACUGUAACUGUAGAUAUUAAACCUCCCAAACUAAGUUUAAAAGUCUGAUGUUUUAAGUGCUUGUAUUGGAAGCACUUCCAUCAAACUUCACAAAUAUAUUAACCUAGU